Colossoma macropomum (tambaqui) is the source of this 3229-nucleotide messenger RNA. Its product is annotated as zinc finger protein 239-like. Gene Ontology annotation, molecular function: RNA polymerase II cis-regulatory region sequence-specific DNA binding; DNA-binding transcription factor activity, RNA polymerase II-specific. The transcript has 4 exons. The record is from RefSeq and is a predicted model, not a curated record. NCBI's taxonomy places the organism in Eukaryota, Metazoa, Chordata, Actinopteri, Characiformes, Serrasalmidae. Gene Ontology annotation, biological process: regulation of transcription by RNA polymerase II. The coding region runs from base 350 to 1228 and encodes 292 amino acids. Gene Ontology annotation, cellular component: PcG protein complex; transcription regulator complex.
AAUGGGCGGCUGCACUUAUGAACUUCUAGCCAAUCAUCGCGCAGGAGGCGAGUUUUGGAGGAAUACGGGUGGGAAUAGAAAAACAUCGCCCCCAGAUACAGAGAUGACGUCAAUUGGGGGCGCUGAUUCUGAAACGGUGGUUCACCAAAGACAAUAAAGUGGAGAAGAAGAAGAGCUCCGCGGUUUUAGAGGGAAAAAGGAGCUGAUCUGCUGAAGAAUAAUCUCCUACUGCAAGUCUCCUGCUCCAAACAACAACUUUCCAACUAGUUUUCAAAUUUCCCUUCAAAAACAAAGCAUGAAACUGCUGAAAUAAGGAAAGACUGCCAGGAAGUUCCAGUACUCAGAAAAUAUGAACACACCUUGCAGACUAACACAAAAGAUUGCAGGCAAAAAAACUCACUACUGCUCAGAGUGUGGAAAGAGUUUUAUUCAACACAGUAGUCUCCAAAGACACCAGCGCAUUCACACAGGAGAGAAACCGUAUCACUGCUCAGAGUGUGGACAGAGUUUUACAGAAAGUGGUAACCUCAAAAGACACCAGCGCAUUCACACAGGAGAGAAACCAUAUCACUGUUCAGAGUGUGGAAAGAGUUUUACUACACAGAGUCAUCUCCAAACACAUCAGUGCAUUCACACAGGAGAGAAACCGUAUCACUGCUCAGAGUGUGGACAGAGUUUUACAGAAAGUGGUAACCUCAAAAAACACCAGCGCAUUCACACAGGAGAGAAACCAUAUCACUGCUCCGAGUGUGGAAAGCAUUUUACUACACAGAGUCAUCUCCAGAUACACCAGCGCAUUCACACAGGAGAGAAACCGUAUCACUGCUCAGAGUGCGGAAAUAGUUUUACUACACACAGUAGUCUCCGAACACACCAGCUCAUUCACACUGGACAGAAACCUUAUCACUGCUCUGACUGUGGGAAGAGUUUUACUACGCAGACUAAUCUCCGAACACACCAGCGCAUUCACACAGGAGAGAAACCGUAUUACUGUUGUGAGUGUGGAAAGAGUUUUAUUCAACAGAGUAAUCUCCGAACACACCAGCUCAUUCACACAGGAGAGAAACCGUAUCACUGCUCAGACUGUGGACUGAGCUUUACUCAACACAGUAGUCUCCAAAGACACCAGCGCAUUCACACAGGAGAGAAACCGUAUCACUGCUCAGAGUGUGGACAGAGUUUUAGACAAAGUGGUUCCCUCAAAAAUCACCAGUGCAUUCAUUCCUGAGAGAACAACAUCACUGCUCAGAGUUUGGGAAGAGCUUCAGUCAUUUAAAUUUUAAGCUUACUACAAGUUUCGUCUUCUGAGAACCAGAACAGCCAAUAUUUCAUUUCCACGACCAGUUCUGCUGUGCUGAGUGAGAUGAAAAGGGCCAUGACUGAAACAUCUGAGAUGUGCAAUGACAACAGACCUAGUUCCCUGGUUCGUUGGGGUUUGGAUUCUAUCAGGAGGUUUGGAACUGUGCAGCUAUUUAGUUAGCAGAGCGUUGGUAACUUUUAGGCAUUAUGCGCCUCAACACUCGCCAUCACACUCGGCGCUUGCUAUGGUCCCUAAAGGCUUCCACUUUUCAAUAAUACAACUCAAUUUAUUGCCAAAUAUCAGCAUGGCAUUGCAUAUCAAGAUGCCAUUGGAGUGGAUGAUGCAGUUAUCUACCUGCUGGACAGAACAUACUCUCAUCUGGACACAUCAGGCAGCACUGUGAGGACCAUGUUCUUCAAUUUCACCAGUGCAUUCAAGACCAUACAGCCUGUGCUGUUAGGGGAGAAGCCACAACUGAUGCAGGUGGAUGAAUCCAUCAUCUCAUGGAUAAUUAACUGUCUCACUGGAUGAUCUCAGUUUAUGUGGCUGCAGGGCUGUGUCUCAGACAAAGCUGUGUGCAGUGUUGGGGCACCACAGUUGGACUGAAUUAGCCCCACUUCCUCUGUUCUCUCUUGUUUUCUGUGCAAGGAAUGUGCCUGGCUGUAACAAAAUCAGCCACUUUUUACAUACCAGUCAUUGGUUUUACCUUUUGUUUCCUCAGCGAAUGUAUUAUGCCUUUGUGUUAAUGUUCUCUUGUUUAUUCAUAUUACAGUUAUGUGCAUCCAGUGUUUUGUAACUGCUUUGUUCUCUAUUGAUGAAUGAAAUGUACCAACUCCCCUUUUCGGGACUGUAUAACCUCAUGUAAUUUUGGCUGCAGUUGGAGAUCUCUGGGUUCUUGCAAGAAGCUUCUCCCCAGCCAUGAUUUUAAAUGAACAUAAUACUGUGAUGAUUCAUCAGAGACUCUGUGACACUGCUGUUGUGUUUAUUAGAGAUGGCCACCACAUUAUACAUUAUAUAUUAUUUCUGUCUUUUUAACAAUUGCUUUAUUAUUAAAUUGAGUGCAUUAUUAACUCUGUCUGUGUAGCAGGAAUUCUAAUAGAAUAAGGUAAUUUCUUGACUUUAUUUGAGAUAUCAAAUUUCUUUCAGAUGGAAAAAAUAUGUCUAUAAUAAUUUGAUUUCUGUUAUUGUGUACUGCCUUAGUGUUAAGUCAAGUAUAUUAUUUAUCAUAAUUAAUAAUAAUAGUGUAUAUAAACGCUAAAGUGUACAUAAUUUUAAUUGAAUGCUCUUCUUUAAUGUGUCUUUGCCUGUAAUAUCUUUAGCUGUGUACAAAAAUAAAGAGCCACUCUUCUCUAUAGAGAGUUCGGGUGUGCUACACUGACCACCUCCAUGAAGCAACCACAAAGAACAGAAAGCCCAAAACCCACAACAGCUUAGAGUCAUUAAGCGAUCUUCUGCCAGUCUUUGUGGGUGCUGUCUUCUUUGCAGCAGUCUGCUGGGGAGGAAGCAUCAGAGGAGGUGAUGCAAAAAGGCUGAAUAAACUGAUCAAGAAGUCUGGUGCUGUCUUGGGAUGCUCACUGGAUGGUUUUGAGGUGGUCUUUGAAAGGAGGUCAGUUAAUAAGCUCGCUGCUAUUCUGAACAACACAUCACACCAUCUUGUACUAACAAGGCGGCGGCGCGUGCACAUGCUGCGGCUUCUCUCGCUCCCGACUAUGCACUCAUCACUUUAACUGCUCCAUAAGCUCAUUCUAAUUGCACUACUGUUUAUAAUUGCACUAUUUAUACCCACAGAUCUUAAUCUGUAUGUGCUGUAUGGCACUUAGGUGUUAAUUUCGAGACCUUCUUAUAUUGAUAUUAUUUUUGUAUUAUUCUAUUUUUUAGAAUGCGUUUAUUUUUACUAUGUGUUUAGUGUUUUUUUUGUGUCUCUUUAAA